CCUUCUCAGUCUGAGGAACGUAAACUUGAACCAACUACAGACAUGAGGAAUAUAUACGCUUUUGCUCUGCUGCUUAUUGUAGUUUUUGCAAGCACCUCCAGUGGUGCCAGCGUUUCUGACCUUCUGUGUCGCAACAAAGCCAACGGCAUUCGUGCUCUGGUACCCGGCAGUUGCUCCAGGUUCUAUGAGUGCCAAAAUGGUGUUGCCAAGGAAUACACAUGUCCCAAAUUCUACGACUUCAAGAUCCGCAGCUGUGUAACCUAUAAUCCUGGUUGCGUUGAGGGUGUUGUCGUUGAACACGUGGCCCAGCAAUCCGUCCGUGACACUGCCCAACCAUGUAAUGGAGCGACAACCACCCCACCACCUUGCGUUACCACCACACCGCCUUGUACUAAGACCACAACGCAAACUCCUUGCUCAGGAAUAAUUACAACGACAACACCAUCAUCAACAACAACUUCUACUCCAACAACUACGCCAACCACGACUACAACCACAACCACUACUACAACCACUACAACUACAACAACUUGUACCCCAACAACUUCAACAACCACGACUACCACAACCACCACAACUACAACAACUUGUUCCCCAACAACUACGACAACCACGACUACCACAACCACCACAACCACCACAACCACCACAACCACCACAACCACCACGACUACAACCACAACCACUACAACUACUUGUACCCCAACCACUACGACUACAACCACAACGACUACAACCACAACGACUACAACCACAACGACUACAACCACCACAACUACAACUACUUGUACCCCAACAACUACGACAACCACGACUACCACAACCACCACCACUACUACAACCACCACAACGACUAAAACCACUACAACUACAACAACUUGUACCCCAACAACUACGACAACCACGACUACCACAACAACCACCACGACUACAACCACCACAACGACUACAACUACUACAACGACAACAACUUGUACCCCAACAACCACGACUACCACAACAACAACUACAACAACCACAACCACUACAACUACUUGUACCCCAACCACUACGACUACAACCACAACGACUACAACCACAACGACUACAACCACAACGACUACAACCACUACAACUACAACAACUUGUAGCCCAACAACUACGACAACCACAACGACUACAACCACUACAACGACAACAACCACGACUACCACAACCACAACUACAACAACCACUACAACUACUUGUACCCCAACCACUACGACUACAACCACAACGACUACAACCACAACGACUACAACCACAACGACUACAGCCACCACAACUACAACUACUUGUACCCCAACUACUACGACAACCACGACUACCACAACCACCACCACUACUACAACCACCACAACGACUACUACCACUACAACUACAACAACUUGUACCCCAACAACUACGACAACCACGACUACCACAACCACCACCACGACUACAACCACCACAACGACUACAACCACUACAACAACAACAACUUGUACCCCAACAACCACGACUACCACAACCACCACCACGACUACGACCACAACAACGACUACAACCACUACAACGACAACAACUUGUACCCCAACAACCACGACUACCACAACAACAACUACAACAACCACUACAACUACUUGUACCCCAACCACUACGACUACAACCACAACGACUACAACUACAACAACUUGUAGCCCAACAACUACGACAACUACAACGACUACAACCACAACGACUACAACCACAACGACUACAACUACAACAACUUGUAGCCCAACAACUACGACAACCACAACGACUACAACCACUACUACUACAACAACUUGUACACCAACAACCACAACUACAACAACCACAACCACUACAACAACUUGUACCCCAACAACUACGACAACCACAACGACUACAACCACUACAACGACAACAACUUGUACCACAACAACUACAACAACCACAACCACUACAACAACUUGUACCCCAACAACUACGACAACCACAACGACUACAACCACUACAACGACAACAACUUGUACCACAACAACUACAACAACCACAACCACUACAACAACUUGUAGCCCAACAACUACGACAACCACAACGACUACAACCACUACAACGACAACAACUUGUACCACAACAACUACGACAACCACAACCUGUACGCCAACAACUACGAGCACAACAACUUGUACCACCACAACAACAUGUACCCCAAAAACGAUCUCGACCACUACAUGCCCAGAAACCGCUCCGACAACCACCGCUUGUCCUGACGUGACAACAACUGUUUGCCCCACUGCAUCAAAGGCCGUGGCUGCCACCCAAUCGAAGCGUAAUCCCGUCCGCCGAAACCCCGUCAACCGCCUGCUCUGGGAAGUAGCCGAAUGGGCCGGUCUGUCGUCCUCUAGUUCGGAGGCUCAGCUUAAGGUUUCGUGCUUGGGCAAACCUGACGGAUUCCUGAUGGCAUCUCCCGAACGGUGCAACGACUACUAUAUCUGUCGUCGCCAGCGCGCCCUCAAGGUCAGCUGUGGUGAUAGGUACUUCAACGGACUGAAGGGAAUCUGCGAUCUCCCCGAAAAUACCAGCUGUGUUCAGUCUUAAGUAGAAACUCCGCUGUUGAGACCAACAUCAUUUUGAAAAUGUAACACGAAAUUAUGGAUCGAAACCUUAAUUAAUUAUAAAUAUUAAUUAUAUAAUUAUGCAAAGGCUUAUAAAAGGCAAUUGAAAAAAUUA
This is a messenger RNA of Drosophila mauritiana, 2736 nucleotides long. RefSeq names its product mucin-2. NCBI's taxonomy places the organism in Eukaryota, Metazoa, Arthropoda, Insecta, Diptera, Drosophilidae. The record is from RefSeq and is a predicted model, not a curated record. The coding region runs from base 43 to 2604 and encodes 853 amino acids. Gene Ontology annotation, molecular function: chitin binding. The transcript is spliced from 2 exons. Gene Ontology annotation, cellular component: extracellular region.